Molecule: messenger RNA, 648 nt
Organism: Medicago truncatula (barrel medic)
Lineage: Eukaryota; Viridiplantae; Streptophyta; Magnoliopsida; Fabales; Fabaceae
Exons: 3
Coding region: 1-648 (215 amino acids)
Molecular function (GO): RNA-DNA hybrid ribonuclease activity; nucleic acid binding
Source: RefSeq, a predicted model, not a curated record
AUGUGUCCCUUAUGCUAUAACCAGGCGAAAUCAUCUACUCACUUAUUUCUUGAAUGUGCUUUCUCCAAAACUAUAUGGAAUUGGCUCGGCAUAAAGCUUCAGCGUUCCAUCCCUCUUGCAUCGCCAUCCUCGUUGUUGUCUUUUAUACCGCAGCGCUGCAGUUCUCAGCUGCGUGACGUGUUAGUCGCUGCCAUUGUUCACUCGGUGCACGCUAUCUGGCUUGCUCGCAAUGUUGUCCGCUUCAAUGCAAGUUCUAUUUCUCUUCAUGCAACUAUGGCGAAGAUCACAACAAUGAUUGCCAUUCGGGUACGGGACAUCAUUCCGGUUGUGUGGCAGCCCCCUACCAGCCCUUGGGUCAAGGCCAACACAGAUGGGUCGGUUCGAAAUUUAAUGGCUGCUUGUGGUGGUGUCUUCCGUGACUCUCGCAGAACUUUUCUUGGUGGUUUCACAAGCAAUCUUGGCAUAGUUUCUGUCUUCCAAGCAGAAAUCAUGGGCCUCAUUUUGGCUAUGGAAUAUGCAAGUUCAAACAGCUGGACUCGUUUAUGGCUUGAAAGUGAUUCUUCUAGUGUGUUGGCAGAGAUUUAUAUCAAAGAGAUCAUGAGGUUACAUGGUGUUCCUUCGAGCAUUGUAUCAAAAAGAGAUCCAUGA